This is a messenger RNA of Phlebotomus argentipes, 3775 nucleotides long. It is a transcript of the gene Sfmbt, whose product is annotated as polycomb protein Sfmbt. Gene Ontology annotation, molecular function: zinc ion binding. Gene Ontology annotation, biological process: heterochromatin formation; regulation of DNA-templated transcription. The record is from RefSeq and is a predicted model, not a curated record. NCBI's taxonomy places the organism in Eukaryota, Metazoa, Arthropoda, Insecta, Diptera, Psychodidae. Gene Ontology annotation, cellular component: nucleus. The transcript is spliced from 8 exons. The coding region runs from base 143 to 3364 and encodes 1073 amino acids.
UAAUUGUUUUUAUAUGCUUGUGUGCUCAAAUUUAUACAGAGCUUUUGUGCAUUUUUUGGUGGGUUCUCCAUCAUUUUACUGGUCAAAUUGUAGUGUUUAAUGCAAUAUUGGACUGUGGGUGAAGCGAUUGCGUUGUAGAUAAAUGGAUAUUAAUCUCUACAAUGCAAAUGUAAUUGGUAUGAAUCCAGCUGACUUGGGAAUGGUGUGGAUGGGACAUAAUUCGAUCAUAAUGGACGAAAAUGCCACAAAUCCAUUCUUCGCCCAGACAUCGCUGCCGUCAUCAAUGGGGCUCUCCGUGAUGGAUGACCUGAGCCAGCAGACGCAGGCCAUGGUAAAUUUUGGAGACGUGAGUCCAAUGAUGGGUGUUGUGUCUGAUUUCUCGAAUGGUCAGGCGUCGGCUCAACUGUCCGGGGAGCAGCAACAGCAGCCGCUGUUCAGUUUGCCGGCGCAUGUGGCGGGUCCGAUUCAGGUGCAGGUGGCGGCUGCACCUGUGAACAAUUGUCUGGACGCGACGGCGUAUAAAAUCAAUCCCAUUGCCAUGUCGGAGUUGGAGACGGAGAGUCUGCAGGAGCACUUUCAGCAGCAACAGCAGCAGAUUCUCAUGAAUGACGAGCACCGGGCGAGCUUUCGGUAUCGCGCGUCGAUGGGUCUUGAGAACGGCGUUGAGAUGGUGUCGGAUUUCGAUAUGAGUGACUUCGUGAUGCAGCAGCAGCAGCAACAGCAGCAGCAGGAGAACAGCAGCGAUGAGUACUCAAUGGGAGCCACGUCGCCGAAACACCAGACGAUCGCCACGCAGACGAGUAUGGAGGGCAGGGACACCUUCAGGAAGAUCAAGCCGGUGAAGCGGCCAGGAUUGGUGCUCAAAACGCCCAUUGCCUAUGAAGGCAAUGUCGAUCCCUCAGAAAUUCCCAUCCAAAAAGACGGCAUGGCUGUUUGCGAGAAGUGCGGCGCCAUUGGCGUAAAACACUCGUUCUACACGAAGGAGAGACGUUUUUGUAGUAUGUCCUGUGCCAGAAACUUUGGUGUAAGUCCGGAUCGCAAAGUGGGAAUGGACUCAUCGACGAUGGAGGACUUUGAGUUAUCACUGAAGACGACAUCUGUGCCCAAUACGAAUUACAAAUUCACGUACAAGCCGGUGAAGGAGACUUCAUCGAGCAGUGGCGAGUUAUUUAGGGAUGUAAUGCCGCAGGAGGAGAUGCCACAGAUAAUGCCAGUGAAGAAGGAGCCACUGUGUGCCGAGGAGGAGCGCAUCGAGACGGUGAGACGUCGUCCGGGCGAUUCGUUUGAUUGGACGCCACAGUUGAGCUUGCCGGGCUUCGUGGCAGCAUCCGUGACGUGCUUUCGCCAUGUUCCGGGCUACGAUGUGUGGUCUAAGGUGUCGGUGGGCAUGAAGGUUGAGGUGGAGAACACGGACUGUGAUAAGGAGAGUCAGACAACAGCGGCGGCUCUUGGAUAUGUACCUCAUUCGUUCUGGGUGGCGUCUCUGCUGCGAAUUCAGGGAUAUAAGGGUCUUCUGCGCUAUGAGGGCUUCGACGAUGAUGCAAGCCACGAUUUUUGGGUGAAUCUCUGCUCGUCCGAGGUGCACCAUGUGGGCUGGUGUGCCACGCGCGGGAAACCUCUCAUCCCGCCCAAGACAAUUGCGAAGAAAUACAGUGACUGGAAGGCCUUUCUCACGAAUCGCUUGUCAAACGCGCGUACUCUGCCCACGACGUUCUACAACAAGUUGAGCGAGAGUUUCAAGUCGCGCUUCCGGCCGGGGCAGCAACUCGAGGUGGUGGACAAGAAUCGCAUCUCACAAGUGAAGGUGGCCACAAUUCAGAAGAUUGUCGGCAAGCGCUUGUACGUGCGCUACUAUGACGAUGUGGAUGACAAUGGCUUCUGGUGCCACGAGGACUCGUCGCUGAUUCAUCCCGUUGGGUGGGCCACGACAGUUGGCCACCGGAUAGCCGGUCCAAUGCACUACAUGACGCGAAUGGGACAGGCGAAUGAUGCGAUGAUUGAACUCCUGACGGACGACGCGACGCACGAUUUGUUCAAGAUGAAUUUCACCUACGAAGAGUACUACCUGGACGGAAAGGUGUCCAACUUCAAGGUGGGAAUGAAGCUCGAAGCGAUCGACCCACUGAAUCUCUCAUCAAUAUGUGUGGCAUCCGUGAUGGCGGUACUCAAGUUUGGCUACAUGAUGAUUCGUAUUGAUUUCUAUGAUCCUGUCGCGAAUGGAACUGAUUGGUUUUGCUACCAUGAGAAAUCUCCUUGCAUCUUUCCCGUGGGCUUCUGUGCGAGGAAUAAUAUCCAGCUGAUACCACCGGCUGGCUAUACAGUUAACAAAUUCAGCUGGGACGAAUACCUGAGGAGCACAGGCAGUUCGGCGGCUGGCGAGGAGUUGUUCAGCAUGGAAGUGCCACAUCACAAAUUUCAAGUGGGCAUGAAGAUAGAAUGCGCGGAUUUGAUGGAUCCGCGAUUGGUUUGCGUGGCGACGAUUUCACGCGUCGUGGGUCGCCUCCUGAAGGUGCACUUUGACGGCUGGGAGGACGAGUAUGAUCAGUGGCUGGACUGUGAGUCGCCGGACAUCUUCCCCGUGGGCUGGUGUGUGAUGGUCAAGCAUCGGCUCGAGGGCCCGAAAGUGUCAGCGCCGGUGAAGCCGAUGGUGGCGAAGAAGCGGGGUAAAAAGAAGAUGAAAGGAGGACGGAGAGGCAUGAAGAAUCAGACGUCGCCGGCAUCGUUGAAGAGCGAGAAGGAGGCAGUGGGAAGGACGGGUGGCAGGCGCACGGACGGACGACUGGGAGGUACGAUAUCAAUCAAGAAGGAGCAAAGACAUUCGGAGGACGAGGAGGACUUGAGUGGUGGCGAGAGUGACAUAUCCGAACAGACCAAUCAAACUGAACAUAGUGAUACAUCUUCAUCGCUUGCGGGGGUGAAUGCUGUGGAGAGGAUUAAGCCCACCGCCCAGUCGUCCUCAUCCACGUCACCUCUCUCUAAUCCACCGUCAGAGCGGAAAGCGACGAGUUAUAUUAAUAAUUCUGCUGUAAGCAGUCCCAAGUAUAUUCCUCGACUCAACGACACCAGCAGUUUGCCAGACAUUGCGACGGGAUCGUCGGCGUCCAGUGACAUGGAGUUGUGUCCGGAAGUGUGGAACAUCUUUGAUGUGGCGACUUUCCUGCGUGUGAACGACUGGACGGCGUACUGUGACACAUUCAGUCGCAACAAAGUGGACGGCAAGCGAUUGCUGGAGCUGACGAAGGACGAGAUAAUCACGAUGCUCAGCAUGAAAGUAGGACCGUCACUCAAAAUCUAUGAUCUCAUCCAGCAACUCAAGUGCAAACUCAAUCCUACACAGCUGAGGCGGGGCAAGAAGUUUUUAUAGUGCCUGACACUGAUAGUGAGAAGACUCGAGAGUCAAAUGUGUGUGUGUUGAGAGUGUAAAAUUUGAUAAAAUUAUUUGCCUCGUGGGAUUGCAGCUGGUUGAAGCGGGCGCAUGAGGGGGAGUCGAUUGGAUGCUGGCCGACAGCGUUCAAAUUACUGGAAAUUAACAGAAUCAGGGAUUAGAGGUAGAUGAUUGGAGGAGAGAGUGUAAAUAUGAAAAUUGCCAUAUACUUAUUGCACGGGGAGUAGCACACACCUUCGGGGCAGAUGAUAAACACAUGAGAAGAUGAGGAAGCAUUCAUAAAGGAUAGAGAAGAGUUUUAAGGUAAUUUUGCAUAGAUUCUCAAACAUAUUGUACAUUUUCAGCAUAUUUGAGCAAUAGAUGAAGAAAUAUAAGUUAUUUAGAUAUGAA